CUAUAAUGGCAGAUGUUCCUAUCUCAACACCGUGCAGAAAAUGCUCCAGUCUUUCGUGGUCGUUACACAAUGAGAUAAGCGUCAAGGAAUUAAGGGUUUUGCAGAAAUUAUAUACAAAUGCGCUUCAGUCUAUGAAAGCGUCGAAGACGGCCAAUGAAUGGGUCGCGACAUGGUCAGUGAUUGCGAGUGUCCGGCUCUUGGAGAUAGCUGCUAUUUAGUCUUCGCCAAAAGGCUAUAGGCAUAUUGGCGUUACUAAUUAAAUUCUCCCACAGUGCUACUAAAAAAAAUGCGAUAGUUUCCAUCUAAUUGCUAAUCCUCUUUGCAUUCAACAACAACUGACAAAGAACUCAAAAUGACUGGUGUUACGUCUUUACCAGCUGAUGAAGGGGGUGAUGUUUCAGUAAAUCCAGUCCAAAAACAAUUACGUAAGGCACGUCAAUGGUUCGCACAUAAUUUGGGCGUAGGAGGAGUUAGAAGCGAAGCCGAACCUCUCUUGCCACUCGAAGAAAGAGCUUUGGCUGACAAGAACAGGAAACAAAGAAUUGGCAAACUAGCUGCUGCCAGUACCGUCAUUUUGGCAUUGUUUGCUUUAGGCGCUGGGAUUGGCAUUUGGCAUUAUUGUUCCGAGCACAAACAUGAUCCUAUUGAUAAUGUACCUGAAUCUCCGUCUCCUGCAUUCCCCUCUCUCACUGACCAAGAAAAGUUCGCUUUAAAUUUCCCGUCCAAUGACAGUAUUCGAGAUUAUCUAAAGAUCUACACUUCAGAAAGUCACUUAGCAGGCACUGCUAAUGACAAAAAGCAAGCAUUGUGGACACGCGAUCAAUUCGAAAGCUUUGGUUUGAAAACGCAAAUAGAAACCUACUGGCCAUUAUUGAAUUAUCCUAUCUCACGUCGACUCGCACUUGUGUCCGGACCUAAACACUUACAAUUUGAGGCCAAGCUAACUGAAGAUCCCGUGGACGACGAUGAAACCAGCAAAAACCCAAAUGAGGUCCCUCUUUUCCAUGGUUAUUCUAAAAAUGGGACAGUGAAGGGUCGCGUCGUUUACGCUAACUACGGACGAGUAGAAGACUUUCAAUACUUGAAGGACCAAGGCAUUGAACUAAAGGGAACCAUUGCUUUAGUACGGUACGGUGGCGCUUUUCGAGGGCUCAAGGUGAGAGCAGCCGAGUUAUUCGGAUGUGCCGGAGCUCUUAUUUACUCUGACCCGAUAGAUGAUGGGCCCUUGAAUAAAGACAACUCUUCCAACCCAGCUAAAUCUUAUCCUGAUGGCCCUUGGCGAUCCAAGAGUUCUGCUCAGAGAGGCUCGGUGCAAUAUUUCUCUUUGAUUGCCGGCGAUCCAUUGACACCCGGUUACCCUGCCACAGAAAAUGCUACCAGAAUUAGGCCUGAGGAUUCCAAGGGUUUAGCUAAAAUUCCUUCCCUACCUUUGUCCUGGGAAGAUGCUUUGCCGCUUUUGAAAGCCACACAAGGUUUAGGUGUCCGCGGAAAGAAAGAAGAAUGGGUUGGUGGUUUGACUGAAGUUGAUUAUUAUAGCGGACCUACUGAAGGUGAAGCGAUCUUAGUCAAUCAUAUUGAGAACAAGAUUACGCCCAUUUGGAAUGUGAUUGCUUGUAUUGAAGGUAAAGAGGAACCUGAAAAAGCAAUCGUAUUGGGUAAUCAUCGUGACGCAUGGAGUUACGGUGCUGUCGAUCCUUCCUCUGGCUCUGCUGCUUUCUUGGAGCUUGCAAAGAUGUUUGGUAAAUUGCUUGACACUGGCUGGCAACCUAGAAGGACUAUCAUCCUCGCUUCUUGGGAUGCUGAAGAAUAUGGACUGGUUGGAUCCACUGAAUGGGUGGAAGACCAUAAGGAAAGGCUCGGUAAGGAAGGCGUUGUAUACAUCAAUGUGGACACAGGCGUAUCAGGCUCUCACUUUCGCGCUCAAGCCUCGCCUAGCCUUAACCAACUUUUAUACUUUGUAACAGCCCAUAUUGAAGAUCCACGUACAGGAAAAUCUGUUUUUGAUGCUUGGAAAUUGGAUAAUAAGGUCUCCAACGGCGGAAACCCACCUGUUUAUUUAUUGGGCUCUGGCUCUGACUUUGUGCCUUUCUUGGAUCAUAUUGGAAUAGCCAGUAUUAACUUAGCCUUCGUAGGUGAUUAUGGUGUUUAUCACAGCAAUUAUGACAGUUUCCGUUGGAUGGAGAAAUUCGGUGACCCGCAAUUCCUCUAUCACGAAGCACUCGUCAAACUCUGGGGUCUCUUGACUCUUCAGCUUGCGGAUCCACCCCUUCUUCCUCUCUACCCCAAAGAUUAUGCUACAGAACUGCAAAAGUACACUGAUAGUUUAACGGCAUCUGCUGCCCCUCAUUCCUUCCCGCAAUUGCAGAACGCGAUUAAGAUGCUGGAAAAAGCCACAAGAAGAUUUGAACGUCGGAGACAACGCCUUCAGGACAGACUCUCGGAAUACGCUUCUCUGGAGGACAUUCCUGAAGUUUUAUUAAAGCGCUUAGAAAAAGUCAAUAACUGUUUAACUUAUUUUGAGCGAAGCUUUAUUGAUGCAGCUGGGAUUAAAGGCCGAGAAUGGUUCAAACACGUUGUUUACGCACCGGGCCUUUGGACAGGCUAUCAAUCUCAAAUAUUCCCUGCUAUCUAUGAUAGUAUCAAUGAUAAUGACUUUGAAGAAGCUUUACUUGCUGAAACGAGAGCUGCUGAAGCUAUACAAAAUGCUAGUGAACGAUUAAAAGCUGCUUAG
Messenger RNA from Mycotypha africana, 2731 nucleotides. RefSeq lists its product as uncharacterized. The transcript has 3 exons. Gene Ontology annotation, molecular function: carboxypeptidase activity. The coding region runs from base 353 to 2731 and encodes 792 amino acids. The record is from RefSeq and is a predicted model, not a curated record. NCBI's taxonomy places the organism in Eukaryota, Fungi, Mucoromycota, Mucoromycetes, Mucorales, Mycotyphaceae.